This is a messenger RNA of Tetranychus urticae (two-spotted spider mite), 2449 nucleotides long. The record is from RefSeq and is a predicted model, not a curated record. Lineage: Eukaryota; Metazoa; Arthropoda; Arachnida; Trombidiformes; Tetranychidae.
CGAUUUAUUAACUGUUGUCUCUUUAGCAACUAUCGAUGUUAUCAAACUACUAAGCUAGUUGCUUUUAUUACAUUUCAUUUCUCAAGUGUUUCAUGGUUUAUCCAUGUUCAAUCUCAUUCUGAUAGUAUCAGGUCUGGUGAAAAUAACGUUGAUCUAUUACGUAUACAUUCAAUUAUGUGAUUAUUUAAAUUAUAAUUCAAUAAGUGACCCAUAAAAGUAAGACGGAGCUGUCAAUGCUCAAGUGCUCAUAAUGACGAGUCCAUUUUCGUAUUACAAUCCUGCUUCACCAUUUAAUUUUGACCAGCCACCUGUCACACCGUUAGUUCCUGUAUCAAACAACUAUGAUCAUGAGCCGUCUGAUACCAACACACAGUUUAAUGAUGAUGAAGGUCCCGAUAGUCCAGUUGAAAUUGAAAAGCAUCAAAAUCGUGCUUCAAAUAACGAUAAUACCAGUUCUAAUAGCGAAUCUAGUUCACAAUCUAGCGACGAAAGUUCUUCUAAUAACGAUUCUGAAAGUGAAGAGGAAGAUGGAACUAUAAGCCGCCAACCAGAAGUUGAAACUUCACAUGCAUCGAGAGGAAAAAGUUCAACACCGAUAAAGUUUGUGGUUACAAAAAACGAUGAAAAAUUUUAUCCAAGAUCAGAAUAUGAAAAACCUCCCUUGUUUCAAGUCGACGAAAGCGAAUACGGUCAAUACGCGAAUGGAUUAGCUUUUCAAGACUUUGAGCCUAGUGACUCACGUUAUCAUUGUUACAAAGUAAUUUUUGAAGAUAAUUGUGCAAAGAACUCUUUCAGUUUAUCCGAUGAAGAUGAACGAAUCAUUAAAUAUUCCGACAUUGAAAAAAAGAAAAUGAUCUCGAUCGCUGAUAUCCUUCAGAAUGAAGAGUCGCUCUUCUGCAAAUCACAAUACAGUGCCAAAAUUUCUAAUCAAAAUACUGAUGGAAUAAGCUUUUCAGUUUACAAUCAUUACGCUGAUCCGAUAAGUCAUGUGCUCUUAUUGGGUCUUGUGCCAAAGCAUUAUGUUGACGCCACCAAACAGUUUAUUGAAUUUGGAAAAGAGGCAAUUAAGAAUAAAUUGAGAGAAAAAAGUGCCGACCCGAGAGACGUUGAGAAAUUUCGCCUGUCCAACACAACAACUGAUAAUGUCGAAUAUUAUGGGCCAUUUUUCGAUGGACAAUUGGAAAUUUUUGUUUUUCUUUAUUACACUCUGGAAACACAAGAUCUUGUCAAUUACCAGCCGCCAGUAAAUUCAUUGGAAUUUAAACAGUUUUUAUGCUUUUUGCUCGAUAAAAUCAAUUUUGAUGGAACAAAAGAGUUUGAUCGAAACUUAAAAUGCGAUAUAUUACGCUAUGGACGAUUCCCGAGAAAACAAUCACCCGACAAGAGGAAUAAAAGACGCUCGUUCCCAGAAGAUUUGGAAAUUUCUUUACCUUUGCUUUGUCUGAUAAAAAGGAAUUAUCACGAAAUUCUCGCUCGUACUCAUAAAAAGUAUCAUAAACAUUGGCAUUCUUUCAUGCAAAAGCUUGCACUUCAUCAUUACAAAUGUCCUCACACAUACAUCAAAAUCAUCGAAAAGUUCAAUUCAUUUACAGACCUUCUAGAUGUUUAUGAACGGAUUUGUGUUAAAGAUUCAUUCAGAUCAGUUGGUGUUUCUAAUACUGAUAUUAAAGAUAUAUUGAAACAGUAUCUAGAGUCAAGCGAUGUGAUACCAGAAAAGUUUAACCAUGAAAUUAAUAAUUUACUGGAUGCUUUUUGCAAGCACUUUGCUACCUAUCUGUUUGAAAAUAAUCACUACCGACCAUUAGAAGCUGAAACGAUCAAUUCUUACCUUCGCAAACAUGAUAUUUGGCCAAAAACAAGAGUCAAUUUGAUUGUCGAACCUGUAAAAAGAUUUAUUGGAGAAGUGAAAAAACAUUUGAUUGAGAAUGUUAAAUUUUUGGCCCUUUUGCAUGACAAAAGUUUUGGCCAAUUUAAAAUACCAACGGUAAACAAGUUAUGUUCUUGUGUUCACAGGAUUUUAACAAACGCAUUUAGUUUCGAUUUCUUAAAAUCAGCAGAAAAUUCUGAUAUCAAUUGGAAACAGCUAGAAGAAUCAGUUACCGAUUUCAGAUUAUCUAAUUUCAGAAACGUUCACCCAGUAUUUGCAGAGAAACAAUGUAACACUCGUGAAUCACCUAUCAAGAACAAUAUCGUGAAAGAAAUAACGAGCGAAAAAUCAAAGCAUCUCGAACAAACCAGAAAGAUUAUCCAAAGUGACAUGUCAUCGAGCAAGCAAUCAUCUUCCGUUGUGUCAUCAUUUAUGAAAACCUGUAAAAGACGCAAAAGGAGACGAAAAUCGAAGUCGUAUCCACAGUUUAUCAACCAUUUCCAUGGACCAACGAAGUUCAUUUUCAAAUAAAAUUGUCUAUUUUGUGUUCAUAUUGUAUUAUUCAGGUUCAAAAUUCAAGAC